AUGACACGCGUAGUAGUGACAGGAAUGGGAAUGAUUAGUCCUCUUGGUGUUGGAUUAUCACAUAAUUGGAAACAAUUGAUUGCUAAUAAAUCAGGAUUAAUAUCAACAACAACAUUAGCCGAUUAUGAAUCAGCCGGAUGGGACAAAAUCCCGUCAAAAGUAAUUGGUAAAGUACCUCAUGGGUCUAUACUGGAAGGUAAUUGGCAAGUAGGGGAUCAUUUACCGGCAAAUGAAGCUCGAAGAAUGGCCACUUUUAGUCAUUACGCCUUGGCAUCUACUCAAGAAGCUCUAACAGAUGCCCAAUUAUUAACUAAUAAUAACACUUUAAACAUGGAUACCUAUAAAAUUGGGGUGGCAGUAGGGAGUGGGAUUGGAUCAUUUGAAGAUAUUUAUAAUAAUUCAAUUGCUUAUAAUGCAUCUGGGUAUAAAAAAGUUCAACCAUUAUUUAUUCCCAAAUUACUAAACAAUAUGGCAGCGGGGAACAUUUCAAUUAAAUAUCAAACCAAAGGUCCUUUACAUUCGGUAUCAACUGCUUGUGCAACAGGAUUACAAGCUAUUGGUGAUGGGUUUAAUUUUUUGAAAAUGGGGUACGCUCAAGCAAUGAUUUGUGGUGGUACUGAAAGUUCAAUUCAUCCAUUAGCAUUAGCUGGUUUUGCUAGAGCAAGAUCAGUAGUUACUGAUUCUGAAUUUAAUUCUAAUCCAACGAAAGCUAGUCGACCAUUUGAUAAAUCAAGAAAUGGAUUUGUUUUAAGUGAAGGAUGUGGGAUUUUGGUUUUGGAAACUUUAUCUCAUGCUUUAGAAAGAGGAGUUACACCUGAUCAAAUUUAUGGAGAAAUUCUCGGGUACGGUGUUUCCGGUGAUGCAUAUCAUAUAACAGCACCACAUGAAGACGGUACAGGUGCCUAUAGUGCCAUGAAUCAAGCAAUUGAAAGAAGUGGGAUAGAUCCAGAACAGGUAGAUUAUGUAAAUGCUCAUGCUACAUCAACGGUGAUUGGUGAUCGGGCGGAAAAUAAUGCCAUGAUGAGAUUAUUUAAUCCACAGAAAACAAAAGUAUCAUCGACAAAAUCAUCCAUUGGACAUUUAUUAGGUGCUGCUGGUGCUGUAGAAUCAAUUUUUACAUUAAAUGCCAUCAAAACAGGUCAAGUACCGGCAACUUUAAAUAUCGAUAAUGUGGGACAACAUGAAGGAGAUGACCAAUCACAGUUUAAAUUUGAUUAUGUUGCUAAUAAGAGUAUUAGCAUGGAUGUUAAUUAUGCAAUAUGCAAUUCUUUUGGGUUUGGUGGUGUUAAUAGCAGUCUAUGUUUUGCAAAAUACCACAAUUGA
This is a messenger RNA of Candida dubliniensis CD36, 1323 nucleotides long. It is a transcript of the gene CEM1, whose product is annotated as fatty acid synthase. Bases 1 to 1323 code for a protein of 440 amino acids. The record is from RefSeq and is a predicted model, not a curated record. Gene Ontology annotation, biological process: fatty acid biosynthetic process. Lineage: Eukaryota; Fungi; Ascomycota; Pichiomycetes; Serinales; Debaryomycetaceae. The transcript has a single exon. Gene Ontology annotation, molecular function: 3-oxoacyl-[acyl-carrier-protein] synthase activity.